This is a messenger RNA of Punctularia strigosozonata HHB-11173 SS5, 682 nucleotides long. RefSeq lists its product as uncharacterized. Bases 68 to 490 code for a protein of 140 amino acids. The transcript has 4 exons. The record is from RefSeq and is a predicted model, not a curated record. NCBI's taxonomy places the organism in Eukaryota, Fungi, Basidiomycota, Agaricomycetes, Corticiales, Punctulariaceae.
GUCGACCGUGAACGGCGGCGGGCGCGCCUAACUCUUUCUCUCCGACGUAUCACUGUAUUUCUCAAACAUGUCCAAGCCAGACUCGCAGAGCAAGGUAGACCCUGCUACGGAACCUCCGCUCGACGAUAUCGACCACGCGGAAACCACGGCGCACUCACCUGACAACGCUGCGAACCUGGAUGUGAAGCCCCCGCGCCGCGUCAAGAGGCAUCCUGAAGUACCCCAUGACCCUCGUUUUGACAGGCCUGUUCCUUCUAUAUGGAAACGGGUGGCGCUGCUCCUGUUCACUGCGGUUCUGUUCUACCUUGCGGUGAAGAUGAGGUUCAACGCCAAGACCACUAAGCCGCAGACGGUCUACGCCAACCGGUACAGCAAGGAGUACAAGUACCGCCCAGCGGCAUCACCCAUCGUCACCGAACGCUUGAAGGACGGCCGCACACGCAUCCGUGGUGCUCAGCCGCAGAUCAUCCGCGGAUACCAGUACCAAUAGUUAAUGGAGAGCUCGGAGCUCGUCAAGCAUGACUCGCGAUCUACUUGUGUUGGACCUUCAUUCUGUCUUUCUUCUACCUAUUCUCGGCCCCUUCGCUCUUUCGCUCUCAAGCGACCCGCAUUUCUUAUCCUAUCUCCUUCCUUUAUCAUCUCUGUGGACCUGUAUAUUGCAUCGUUUACUCUCGAGUUCUGC